GCAAACCCUACAAAACAAAAAAAGAAUUUUCAAAAUCGGUCUAUAAUUGACGGAAUUAUCGCUGGACAUACAUAAAAAAAAAAAAAAAAAAAAACAUACAUACAGCCGAACGUAGAACCUCCUCCUUUUUGGAAGUCGGUUAAAAAAUGACACACAUUUCUAUAAACUUCAUAUCAAAUGUCAGAAACUCGAGAGACAACAAAGAAAAUAUAUAAUUUUUAGGAAAUUUCGGCGUCAAAAUACAAAAUGCUUUCCAAAUUCCUCAAAAGGUUGUGCCCUUGUGCGAGGUCAUGCCUUGUGCUGCACAAGUCUGUUCACCAGACCAGCUCCCGGCACAGUCAGCUGCUGCCGGCGUCUCAGUACGACGUGCCUGUGCCUCCGAACCUACACCUCAUAUACGCGUUGACGAACUACUGGGAGCUGAUACCGCUGUUCGUCAUCACUUGCACCAGCCUGACUUUCAUGACGCUGUCAAUAAUGUGGGCGUGUUUCCAUAAGGUGGACGUGGUGUUCUCUACACACAGCCGCGACAACAUCUCGCGCACGAUGGACCUGCGGAACCCCUCCGUACACAAGUUAAUCAUCAUCAACCAGCGCUACGAGCCGUGGCCCGAGAUGCAGGACGUACUCGACAAGAUGCGCAUGGCGGAGAAGCGUGCUCUAGUGCGCCUGCAGACUUGCAGCCAUGCCUAGGCUGUGAGUCACACCCGUGUAGGCUACAAGGGUCAUAUCUAUGUAAAUAGGCUAGAAGGGUCAUAUUUACGUUGGUUGCAUAAGUACGCUACAAGAGGUUACAAGAGUCACGCCCAUGUAGACUAUAGGGGUCACAGACAUGUAGGUCGGCUAGAAGGGUCAUACCCAUUACUUACCUACUUAAGGGUUGGUUAUUUAAGUACGCUACAAGAGGUUAUAUCCAAGGGUCACACCUUUGUUGGCUAUAAAAGCCACACUCAUUGAAAUCUUAGUAGAUAAAUUCAAUAGAAAUGGCUCGUUUGCGUGAAGUUGUCGCCGUCGUGUUCAGGAUAAUAAGUAGGUGUACUAAACCCCUGUAACCGAUUGUAUUGUAACUUUCCACUAUACUGUAUCUUACUUUUCGUAAAUCUGAGUGUGCCAAUGUAUACAAAGUAUUGUAUGUCUUACACUGUGUAGAGUUUCUGUUCUUAGAGUCAGGGAUCGCGACACUUCGUUUGUUUGUUAUGUAAGUCUGUUGAAUUUUUAUUCAGAUUUCUGUCACACUAAACUCUGUUCUGACCCUUCGGUCCUUCUAUCAACCAGUCCAGAUAAAUCUUUAGUGUUGGUUCAUUUUUGGCACAUACAAAAAAUAUAAGUGCGAACCGGAUCUUCGGCUUCUGAAUCGAGGCAAAACUUAACAAUAAAACCAUUACUUAAAUUUUUAGUUGGUGUGUUGCUUCGCAUAACUUCUAUUUAUGCUGAAAAAUCCCAGUGUGGAUGGACCCUUUUGUGGCACCAAGUAUUUUUAUAUUGUUUUUUUUAGAAAUUAGAAUAUUGUGUAUG
Molecule: messenger RNA, 1515 nt
Organism: Bicyclus anynana (squinting bush brown)
Lineage: Eukaryota; Metazoa; Arthropoda; Insecta; Lepidoptera; Nymphalidae
Exons: 2
Coding region: 247-693 (148 amino acids)
Source: RefSeq, a predicted model, not a curated record